AGUCUCGAUCGCUGCUCGUUCUACAAUUGCACAUCUUAUGUACAUCUGAGGGUUCCCAUAGGCCCGACGCCAAGAGAUUGGCACAUGAACUUCAUCACUACCUCCUCCAUCCCAAGUCUUCCUGUUUACCCCUCGAUAAGUCCAUUCUUUGGCCAAACAUUAGAGGUACUGUUGUUGAAUUUUGUCAUUUCGGUGAAUAAUAAGAUCACACUGCCACUAUUGAACAAGCGGUCUAGAUCGACUAGUCGUCGUACUAUAAUUUUUAGGCCGAUUGGGGGACUUUUUUACAUUCUCUUCCCACCGCCCAUUCACUAAAGAGCUCGAAUCCACUCAUGCUGCCACACCCAUCCUAUGCAGUGUCAUAGUCCUCGUAAUAUCUCGAGGCGGGGUUUUCCCUUAUGCGCUUCGCAUCAACCACCACAGCUUCAUAGCUUAAUAGACACAACCACUAUAUGAUACGUGUCACGUAACUUGACGGGUCUGGAUCCCCAAAUACCCUUGUAUUAGCCUACCUUCAAUUGUGAUCGCUUGUCCAAUCCUAGCCCUAGAAAGCAUCAGCUCGCAAGAUGCGGGCCGUAUGAUAAAAACCCUAGGCUUCGUGGCUAUUCAAUCUAUGGGACGACAUAUAAUCAAGGUUGGCGGCGUAGAAAUGUUCGUCAUACC
Daldinia caldariorum is the source of this 663-nucleotide messenger RNA. RefSeq lists its product as uncharacterized. The transcript has a single exon. Lineage: Eukaryota; Fungi; Ascomycota; Sordariomycetes; Xylariales; Hypoxylaceae. Bases 85 to 315 code for a protein of 76 amino acids. The record is from RefSeq and is a predicted model, not a curated record.